AUGGACUUGAAAGAAGAAAGAACUAAGAUCAAGAAAGAUGAAGUGUCAAAGUUUGCUCUUUUGAACAAGAAAACUUUGGGUCUGCUACAAAUCACGGAUAAAACGCCGGUCAAAGACAGAUGUAUUUUCAAGUUAGCAUGUGAGCCUCCAAUGGUCAAAGCCAUAGAGUCAUUCAGAUCCCGCUAUCCGUCUUGGGAAGUGACAACGGCAUUUCUAUUGCAAAGAUUAGGCUUACAGUAUAACUCUGCGAAAGAUGGAAAAUGGCCCCUGGCAGGUAGUGAAGGGGAGGAGAGCGACGUUAGCAAGAGUGAUUCCGAAGAAAGCGAGAAGGAAACUCCUUUAAAAGCACUUCCGAAAACACAACCGAAAAAAGAUUUAACAAAAGACUCUCUCUUUGAAAUGCCAAGCAGAGCAGGACCUACAAAGCAGCUAAAAAGGAAAAAAGCUCCAAGAGAAGUAGGAGAUGGAUUUGAGCAUACGAAAGAAGAUGAAGGUGAUGCGAAAAAACCUGCCAGUGACAAGGACUACGAACAGAUGGUGGAAAGCAGUAGCGAAAAAUCAUCGCCAGUCAAGGCAAAAGCUUUGAAGAAAAGAAAGUCUCUUCCCUCUCAGUCAUCCGCAGCUGAAACAACGGUGGUGAGGAAGAAGAAGGAGAAGAGGAAGUCUCUUCCUCUGAAAUCUUCGGCCGACAAGCCAACGGUCUUGAAGAAAAAGAAGUCUAUAAUAGGAACACACUCGGAAGCAAAAUCUGGAGAAGCCUCCACAACAGCACCCGAGCCACAUAAACUGGUUAGCUAA
Molecule: messenger RNA, 798 nt
Organism: Cylicostephanus goldi
Lineage: Eukaryota; Metazoa; Nematoda; Chromadorea; Rhabditida; Strongylidae
Source: the annotation of a GenBank genome assembly